Molecule: messenger RNA, 352 nt
Organism: Staurois parvus
Lineage: Eukaryota; Metazoa; Chordata; Amphibia; Anura; Ranidae
Source: the annotation of a GenBank genome assembly
CACUGAUAGGUGGCACUGACUGACAUCACUGCUGGGCACUGACUGGCAGCAUUGCUGGGCACUGACUGGCAGCACUGCUGGGCUGCGCUGAUGGGCACUGGUGGGCACAGGUGGGUGGCACUACUGGGCACAGGUGGUGACACUGCUGGGUGGCACAGGUGGGUGCAUUGCUGGGCACAGGUGGGGCGGAACUUGUGUGUGGCACUGCUGGGCACCGAUCAUCAGGGCACUGAUGAUCAGUGACCCUGAUGAUCGGUGCUGAUCCCCGCUCUGACAACUGCCGGUUUUCGGCAGUACUUUCCUCACGAUCUGACAGCAUGAGGAAAGUGCAGCCGAGAACCGGCAUUUGCAU